This is a messenger RNA of Heteronotia binoei (common prickly gecko), 4421 nucleotides long. It is a transcript of the gene PIGG, whose product is annotated as phosphatidylinositol glycan anchor biosynthesis class G. Gene Ontology annotation, cellular component: endoplasmic reticulum membrane. The record is from RefSeq and is a predicted model, not a curated record. NCBI's taxonomy places the organism in Eukaryota, Metazoa, Chordata, Lepidosauria, Squamata, Gekkonidae. Bases 95 to 3061 code for a protein of 988 amino acids. Gene Ontology annotation, biological process: GPI anchor biosynthetic process. The transcript is spliced from 13 exons.
GGCCGUCCGAGGCAACCAGGUGGGGCGGCGCAGGUGCGCCCGGUGUCUACCUGUCUGUUUUGCGGGCUUCACCUGUCCGCGCUGGAGGCGGAGAAUGCGGCUACGCUCGGGGGUCUUCGCUUCCUGCUGCCUGCUAGUGCAGGCGUUGGGUGUCGGGCUUUUCCUGCGGGGCUUCUUCCCGUUGCCGGUGAGGUCCUUACCUCGGAAUGAAGCAGUCUCCGGGCCGCCCCCCGAGCCGCCCCCGACAGGGCUGUCUUCCAACUGGACCAAGAUUCCAAAUCCUCUCUUCAAGAAAGCUGUCAUCAUGUUAAUAGAUGCCCUGAGGCACGACUUUGUGUUUGGUUUGAAAGGUAAACAGUUCAUGCCCUACACAACACAGCUGAUAGAAAGAGGGACGUCCCAUAGUUUUAUAGCUGAAGCAAAACCGCCUACUGUCACCAUGCCUCGAAUUAAAGCAUUGACGACAGGCAGCAUCCCGGGCUUCAUUGAUGUCAUCAUGAACCUCAAUUCCCCAGCCUUGCUUGAAGACAACUUGAUAUGGCAGGCCAAAACCGCCAGGAAAAGGAUCAUCUUCUAUGGGGAUGACACCUGGGUUCGGCUCUUCCCAAAACAUUUUGCGGAAUACGAUGGAACAACCUCUUUCUUUGUCUCCGAUUACACAGAGGUUGAUCAUAAUGUCACCCGACAUUUAGAUAAUGUUCUGAAGAGAGAAGACUGGGAUCUACUCAUUCUCCAUUACUUGGGACUGGACCACAUUGGUCACCUGAGUGGACCAAACAGCCCUUUAGUAGGGCCGAAACUGUCUGAGAUGGAUAACAUCAUCAAGAAGAUCCACACUUCACUCCUCUCCAAGCAGGAGGGAGAGGUGGCUUUACCCAGCUUGCUUGUCGUGUGCGGUGAUCAUGGGAUGUCGGAAACAGGAAGCCACGGUGGGUCUUCGGAGGGCGAGGUGCACACCCCCCUGCUUUUCGUCAGCUCUGCUUUUGACAGGAGAAACGGCCCUCCGAAACCGGCAGAGCUUGUCCAACAGACCGACUUAGCAGUCACCCUGGCAAUAGGCCUUGGCUUGCCCAUUUCAAGGAACAGUGUUGGGAAACUCCUGCUGCCAGUGGUGCAGCAGAAGACUAUGAGAGAACAGCUCCGGUACCUGCAUUUGAAUGGGUUCCAGCUUAGCAGACUCCUUCAAGAGAACACACCUGCCUAUGAAAAAGAUCAUGGAUUUGAGCAGUUUAAGAUGGCCGAGAAAUCCCACGCAAGCUGGAUCAAGCUUUACUUGGAGGGGAAUACUUCGGAAGUUCUCCUGAAUCUUGGCAAAAAGGUCCUUAAGCAAUAUUUGGAGGCGAUCAAGACUCUGAGCUCUUCCCUAAGCAAGCAAGUGGCACAGUAUGAUCUGUAUUCGAUGAUAGUGGGAACCGUGAUUGUUCUGGAGGUGCUGGUGCUGCUCCUGCUCAGCCUUCCCAAAGCGCUGAGUGCCCGGGCGGAGUUUGAUGUGCCCCUUUCCCCUCCGCUGUGUUCUCUGCUCUUCUACUUGCUGUGCCUGCUGCUCUGUGCCGUGCACGUGGUCCUGUGCACCUCGACAGAAAGCCUGUGCUAUUUCUGCAGCAUUUCCUGGCUGUCGGCAGUUGGGGUGAUCAUGCUGGUGUCCGGCCUCCUCUGUGUCAUCUUGUCUGCUCUGGAGAAGAGGUGCCUGAAUCCAAAGCUACUCAUCAAGAAUCCAGCUGCCUCGGCUUCCAGCUGGUCUGAAUUAGAUGUGCUCAUCCUAGCAGGAACCAUUGGCCACGUGACCAGCCUGGGUGCAAGCAGCUUUAUCGAAGAGGAGCACCAGACGUGGUACUUCCUCAUCAGCACCCUCUGCCUUGCACUUUGCCAGCACAUCUGCAGGCACUAUUUCCUGGUGAAGGAGCACGACCUUCAGCUUCCCUCUACAGCCAAACCGAGUCCCACAGAAGCCCGAGGAGCAUCUUCCCGUCCCAAGAGCGACGUGGACUUCUUGCAGGAUGACUUGAAAAGGGCCAAGGCCCCCCUGUCUGAAAACGUAAGAGGCUCGGAGAAGUGGAUGGGGUUGGCGACCCCAUGGGUCAUCCUGAUCUGUUGCCGGUUGCUCCGUUCCUUAAAUCAGACUGGAGUCCAGUGGGCCCACAGGCCAGAUUUUGGGCACUGGUUGACAAGUUCUGAACACAAAGCUGAACUUUCCCUCCUGGCCUCUGUAUCCUUGGUCCUGAUCUUCAUUCUCGUUCAACGGAAAUGUUCUCUGGUUUCAAAAAUAGCAAUGGCGCUUGGACUCUUGGGGGUGUACAGUUACCGGGCGGCCAUUGACAAUGUGAUAUUUCCAUGGCAACGUGACAGCAAAGAUAUUUCCAAGGGCAUCAUCGAAGCACGCUUCGUUUACAUCUUUGUCCUUGGCAUCGUUUUCACCGGCACCAAAGACUUGCUCAAAUCUCAGGUUCUGUCCGUGGACUCCAAGGUCAAGUUUGUUGGCUUGUGGGAGAUAUACAGCGGGCUGGUGCUGCUUGCAGCGCUCCUGUUGAGGCCUCACAACUUGCCUGUUUUGGUCUUCUGCCUGCUUAUCCAAGCCAUGAUGACCAAAUAUGUCUGGAAGCCCCUGGAAUUUGAUGCAGCUCAGGUCACUAUAAUGCACUACUGGUUUGGGCAAGCGUUCUUCUUUUUUCAGGGCAAUUCGAAUGGCAUUGCCUCCGUAGACGUUGCAGCUGGUUUUGUGGGACUGGACAACUAUGUAGAAAUCCCAGCUAUUUUCCUUACUGGAUUUGCAACAUAUUCGGGACCUUUGCUGUGGGCCGUUCACUUGUUGUGCUAUCUGAGCUCUGAAGUUGACAGGAAUCCCGCAGCAAUGGCCCACGGCUGUUUCUGUUAUGUGUUGCUCCGUUCCAUCCCGGUGGUGGUGUACAUUAUCUUGGUGACAGGUCUGCGCUACCACCUCUUCAUCUGGAGCGUCUUCUCGCCGAAACUGCUCUACGAGGGCGUGCAUGUCCUCAUCACUGCUGCUGUGUGCCUGUUCUUCACAGCCAUGGAUCAGAACCACUCGCGCAAAGACCCAGCUUGAAAGCUACUGUUAAACAGAAUAUAGAUACAGUCAAGAAACCAACUGAUUUUCCUGCAGUGAAACAUGGAUUCUUACCUUCAGAUAGCUCAGUGAACUUCAAAGAUGGAUCUAUUUUUGGCAAACUUUUUUUAAUAUAUCAAAAUACAUUGCAAAAGGGUCCGUUUGUGGUGUGGGGGGAAGGGGAUGGGAAUCUUUCGGUCACAGUUGGAAAGUUGAAAGCAAAUUGUGCCCCUCCCAGCGCUCUUUUAUGUGGCCUUCCAAAACCAGAUGAACAUGACAUUGGCAGGGGAUGCUAGCCUCCAGGAGGCACCUGUGGAUACCCCAGAAUUACACCUCAUCUUGAGGCUGCAGAGAUCAGUUUCUCUGGAGAAAACUGAUGCUUUGGAAGGUGGUCUCUGUGGCAUUGCACCCCUCUGGAGGUCCCCAUUCUCCCCAAGCCCCAUUCCCAAAUCUCCUGGAAUUUCCUAACCUGGAUCUGGUAACCCUUACCCCCCCCCCCCCAAUCACCUUUCAGUGGCCAGCGGGGACCUGAUGACCUACAUUGGCCUGGCCAUUAUCUGCAGUGACGACUAACUAGUAUUCUUAACCUGGUUUUCAAGCUGAUGGGCAAACUGUGGUUUGGUGAGACCAUGAGUCACCUUCACUAGGGUUGCCAGCUCUGGGCUGGGAAAUUCCUGGAGAUUUGAGGGGGCAGAGCUUGGGGAGGGUGUGGGGUUUAGUAUCUCUGCAGAGUAUAAUACCGUAGAGUCCCCAGCUUCCAAAGCACCUGUUUUCUCCAGGUUGAAUGGAUCUCUGUCAUCUGGAGAUCAGUUGUAAUUCCGGGAGAUCUCUAGAGCUCACCUGGACGUUGGCAACCCUAGCUUUCCUUGUGGUCAAGAUCUGUGCUGAGAUAAUGCUUAAACUAUGGUUUAAAGUAUGUAGCAGCAAUUUAUGGUGGGGAAAGAGUGUGGAGGAAUCUAGCCUUCUUUCAAUUGGGUGGGGGGGACAUUUGAGUGAACUGCUCCUGUUGCUUCUGCUAAAAAUAGUGUUAUUUUUGAACAUCUUCAGAGGAAUAGCCCUAAGGAGUUCUUAUUAGUUUUCAUUCCUUUAUAUUGGAGUGGUUGUUUCAUAAGUGGAGAGAAAUCUGUGAAGGUUUAAUAUACCUGCAGGGGAAGGGUGGGUUGACUUUUAUUUCUGUUUUAGCAGCAGGGUUCUUUGUUGAAUUUUUAUUUUACCAUUGCUCCUUGUUUCUCCGUUCUCUCAAAUGUUAAUCAUAUCUUUUUUAUUAACUUAAAAUCUUUUUUUUUAAUGUUCCCAUCAAAUUCCCCGAUAAGCUGACUGUGAGAUGUUGCUCAGCAUAGUAAAAUGUUAGUAUCACUUC